AUGACGUCAUCCAACGCGACAGCGACUGUAGCGACGCUGCCAUUGUCUCGCUUUGUGAAACAUUACGGACGCAAGACUGUUGCUGAGUGAACGAGUUCAGAAACAAUCUCAUCGCCAACAGGCAGUCAAGAGAUAAAACUCUGCCAUUUACUGUAACGUUUAAAUGGAUGUGAAAGAGGAGACGUGUGAGCCUGACCUGAAUAUCAUAAAAUUAAGGAUCAUAAAUGUUAAGGAAGAGGACUGUGAGUGGGAGAGUGUCCACCCCAAACAGGAGAGUCUGGACAUUAAGGAAGAGGACCGUGAACUAGGGUCAGUGAAAAUUAAAGAGGAGGAUGAAGAGAAGUGUGUCAGCACAGAGAUACAAAACUAUAGAAGUUUGGAGAGUGUCGAGGAAGAUGACCUUCAUUAUGGACAUCAAGAUGGAGCAGUGACCGAGUUAGUCUCUUCUCAAAGCAGACACUCUUCAUCUCCGGAGUCUUCUAUCAAUGUAAAAUAUGAAUCAUUACAGUCUGACAGAAAGACGACUGAAGAGAUUUCAUCUCCUUGAACUGAGGAAGAUCAGCCAUCACCUAAGAAGUCAUCUAAAACAAGAAAGAAAGAUCACUGCAGUGUGGAAUGUGGCAGAGAAUUCUCUAACAGGAGUGCUCUUCAGAUACACAUGAGAGUUCACGCCGGAGAGAAGACAUAUUACUGUAAUGAAUGUGGUAAACAGUUUUCACAUAAAGGCCAUCUUCAGAUACACACGAGAGUUCACACCGGAGAGAAGCCAUAUUGCUGUAAUGAAUGUGGCAAACAGUUUUCAUGUAUGAGCAAUCUUCAGAGACACAAAAGAAUUCACACCAGAGAGAAGCCAUAUUGCUGUAAUGAAUGUGGCAAACAGUUUUCACAAAUGAGCCAUCUGAAGGACCACACUAGAGUUCACACCGGAGAGAAGCCAAAUUGCUGUAAUGAAUGUGGCAAACAGUUUUCACAAAUAAGCAGUCUUCAGAUACACAUGAGAGUUCACACCGGAGAGAAGCCAUAUUGCUGUAAUGAAUGUGGCAAACAGUUUUCAAAAAUGAGCAGUCUUCAGAGACACAUGAGAGUUCACACCGGAGAGAAGCCAUAUUGCUGUAAUGAAUGUGGCAAACAGUUUUCACAAAUGAGCAAUCUUCAGAUACACACGAGAGUUCACACCAUAGAGAAGCCAUAUUGCUGUAAUGAAUGUGGUAAACAGUUUUCACAGAUAGUCAGUCUUCAGAGUCACACAAGAGUUCACAAAAGAAUAAAAACAGUAGCAGUUCAAAAAUCAGUCCAGAAAAACAAGAACCCUUCAGGACUCAAGAGUGAGGUUCAGUCGUUUCCUGAAAGAAUCAAACUUCACUGCUGUUCUGAAUGUGGCAAACAGUUUUCACUGAGCAGCAGUCUUAAGAGACAUCAAAGAAUUCACUCAGGAGAGAAACCAUAUUGCUGCUCUGAAUGUGGCAAGCAGUUUUCACUGAGAAGGUAUCUUCAGAUCCAUCAAAGAAUUCACACAGGGGAGAAGCCAUAUUGCUGUUCUGAAUGUGGUAAACAGUUUUCAGAUAGAAGCAGUUUUCAGCGCCACAAAAUAAUUCACACAGGACAGAAGCCAUAUUACUGUUCUGAAUGUGGUAAAACAUUUUCACAGAGAAGCCAUCUUCAGCGCCACAAAAUAAUUCACACAGGACAGAAGCCAUAUUGCUGUUCUGAAUGUGGCAAAAAGUUUUCACAGAGAAGCCUUCUUCAAAGCCACCAAAGAAUUCACACAGGGGAAAAGCCAUAUUGCUGUUCUGAAUGUGGUAAAAAGUUUUCACAGAGAAGAAGCCUUCUUCAGAGCCACCAAAGAAUUCACACAGGGGAAAAGUCAUAUUGCUGUUCUGAAUGUGGUAAACAGUUUUCAGAUAGAAGCAGUUUUCAGCACCACAAAAUAAUUCCAACAGGACAGAAGCCAUAUUGCUGUUCUGAAUGUGUGUAAAAAGUUUUCACAGAGAAGCAGUCUUCAGAAACAUUAAAGAAUUCACACAAGAGAGAAAAAAUGACACAAAACUCCCCCACUUUGUCCACAGAUGAACACAGUACAAUAUGCUAAGCAGCAGAAGAAAGAAUUCAUAAAGUUUGAUGAAAACAAAAAAGAUCUAAUUGGGGAAACUACAAGUAAAGUGGUAAAUACACUGCCCUCCUCCAACAGCCUCAGGUGGAACAGAACUUACUCAUGCAUGGCUUAUGAGGGGUGAACUAAGACCAAAAGACGUACGCCUCAUCAUAGGUGCACAAAACAGUGCCUUGGACACAAAUUGUAUCAGAUCAAAUAUAGAAGAAAAAAAUAACCCAUAAUUGUCAUUCUGCCACAAGAGCUAGAAACAGUCACACAUCUUGUUGCUGGGUGCGAGCUACUGAUUUCUGAAGGAUUAUACGCUGCACAACACCACAGAGUGGCCAGGCUCAUUCGCUGAAAACUUGGUAAGAAGUACAACUUACCCUCACCAGAAAGACACUGGGACCACAACUCAGACCGCACAAUGGAAAAUGAGGAGGUGCUGGUCACUUGUAGCACAUCAAUACUGACUGACUAAUAAUAGAGGCCAGAAAACCAGAUGUAAGAAAUCCUGGAUAACAGAAGUAUUAGCUCCUAGUGAUUAAUCAGUCCGAAGAAUGGAGAGGCAAGAAAGAAACAAAAUACAGUGAUACCUUGACUUACGAGUGUCCCAACUAACGAGUUUUUUGAGAUACGAGCAGUCUCUUAACUGAUUUUUUGCUUUGAGUUGAGAGCUAAAAUUUGGGUUACGAGCCAGCUUCAGAUACCCCAGCCCACCGCUAGCACGUGCAGCUCGCCACAGUGAAUGCCCCAACAUCCCGUGACUCACUUGUUCACUUUAAGCAGUUAGCUCGCAGUGGAAACUUCAGUGUUGUGCUAGCAGUUAUUUUGCAAAGCUUUGUUUUUCCAACUAUGGGUCUGAAGAAAGUGAGUACGA
Molecule: messenger RNA, 2972 nt
Organism: Erpetoichthys calabaricus (reedfish)
Lineage: Eukaryota; Metazoa; Chordata; Cladistia; Polypteriformes; Polypteridae
Product: zinc finger protein 569-like
Exons: 4
Coding region: 659-1975 (438 amino acids)
Biological process (GO): regulation of transcription by RNA polymerase II
Molecular function (GO): RNA polymerase II cis-regulatory region sequence-specific DNA binding; DNA-binding transcription factor activity, RNA polymerase II-specific
Source: RefSeq, a predicted model, not a curated record